Messenger RNA from Leptopilina heterotoma, 1599 nucleotides. RefSeq lists its product as uncharacterized. The coding region runs from base 760 to 1599 and encodes 279 amino acids. The transcript has 2 exons. Lineage: Eukaryota; Metazoa; Arthropoda; Insecta; Hymenoptera; Figitidae. The record is from RefSeq and is a predicted model, not a curated record.
ACAUGUGAUUCGCGUCAUUUGUGGUUUUUAUUUAGCUGUUGAAAAAUGUACAAGUGUUUUUAUUGUGCGUACAAGUAUUUUUUCUCUUAUAAUAAAAAUAAUAAAAAUUACAAUUUUUAAUAAAUAAUUGUACCAUGUGUUGCGACGAUGUAAAUAGUCACUCUCUUAAAAUCCCGAAAACCUAAAUUGUGGUGCCACCUGUUAGAAGUCAUUGAACCGUAGAGUUCAAAAUUAUGGUAAUGAGGGAAACUUGAUGCUGCCGGACGACCCAGUGAAAGUCGUGAAAGUGGGUCGCGCGGCUAGUUAGUAGGAAGAGAAAGUGACAGGUGGCAGGGCCAGUAUUGAAAUUUGAGAACGAGAAGAAGACGGGCCAUGUGGAGAGAAAUUGGACGCUACAGGUGUUCCAUAUAUUAGCCGCCAUAACGGUUUUUGUUCUGUCGUGCCACUGAUCGUGUACCGCCAGUAAACUUUUAAUAAAUCGUUUUCUUUCGUAGAAAUUUAUUGUGAGAACCUUUUGUGAAGUGUAGCGUGAAGCUCAAAGAGUUUAUAAUUAAAAUUCAGUGAUUGAAAAAUACAACUUGUGUAUUAUUUAAUUUGUGAUUCCCUUUUCCAACCCGGAUUUAAGUCGCCAGAAUUCAAAGAGGGACAUAAGUCGAAGGGCCGUGAAGAAGGUGAACGAGGUCAGAAGUCCAAGGAGUGAGCGUCGUGGAGCGAGCGGGGAGCCAAGGCCAGAGAGAGAAGUCGAGGAAGAGAAAGGAUAUGCCCGGACAGAGGAACAACCGUAGCCGACGGUCACCGAGCCGUCACAGGGCUUCGUCCGAAUUCGUUGGACCUGAUUGGGAAGCAUCCCCAUCCCCACCACGAAUUACACGUCAGGGAAGAAGUCGAAGCGGUCACCGCCCAGCGCCAGAAUUCCACCAGGGAAACGUCCAAAUGAUUAGGCCGUCUCUCCUAUCCUUCCCGAUUACGGAACCAGUAUCGGCGGAACCGAUAGUGGCCAGAAGAGCGGACGUGAGAAGAAGAAGAGAUGCUCACCAAACGGCGGAGGAAGUACGACGGCCAGAGGAAACGGAGAGGGCAACUGGAGAACAGGCAGGGUUAGUCACGAAACCAGAGGACUGGGCGGAAUUAAGCAUGUUAGAGGAGAGAGGAAAGAAAGAGAAGAAGACGACAAUUAGACCGGAUGGAGCGGAGGUGGUAUUACCACAUCGAUGGCCAGCUGACCAGGGCCCGACUGAGAGCCUCGAGGCGUACGAGAGCAGACUGGCCGAGUACGAGUUGGAAAUGUUUUUGAACUCAAAGGAGCCGAUGACAACGGUAGCCUUAGAGAGAGCCAGAGCCAAGCAAAGGAAGGCGCUCAGAGAAAGAAGUGAAAAACAAUGGACAGCCAACGACAUAGAGAGCCAAACACCCGUACCGCAAAUGAGGAAGUUGAACAGCCCUCAACCAGGACCACCGACCGAACCGGAACGGAUGUUAGGAGCCAGGCCGAAGGAGAAACAAGGAUCGCAAGUCAGGGACAUGAAUGAGAGCCAGAGACCAGAGAAUAGAGAACGAAGACUAGAGGAACCUGUUCUAAACCAAAGGCCCGAGGAAUAG